AAAACUGAGCUCCCCAGCCUCACUGCAUGCAAAGCGUGAGGUGCCAGCAGCACCCACCGUAGGGAAGGACUGGGCUGUAUGCAAGACCUGGUUAGUCUGAGAUCUGCUGCCUGUGAUUUGAAAGCUGUCACUGGGAUUUUUUAGGAGUGUGUGCAUUUAGAGGAUGUUUUUUGRGAAGAUAAUAGCCUGCUGCAAGUGAGAGCUGGGAAAAGCUGUCUCUCGCUGCUGCUGCUGCUGCAGUAGCUGGUGCAGCAUGAGUGUGUAAAGGAGAGCUGCCGGAGCYGUGCUGUGAGACUCCCGUCCUGCUCUGUCUUCAUUAACUGGAGGGAUACAGAGGGAAACAGAUGCACUAAGCAAGUGCCACACUGGAUCUAUUACUGUGCUCUCUUCACUGUGGAAAAUGGUCAACAAAGACAUGAAUGGAUUUCCAGUCAAGAAGUGCUCAGCCUUUCAGUUUUUUAAAAAAAGGGUACGAAGGUGGAUUAAGAGCCCCAUGGUCAGCGUUGAGAAACACCCAAGCUCCAGCCUCAAGUACCCGGGUUCCRCCAUGGUGCACUUGCCUCAAGGGGAUGCAGAGCUCGAGCCCUCCCUCUGCCAAACGUGCUUGAGCGACCACCCUUUUCCGCGGGGGAUCRGCCCUCAGGAGGCUGAGUCGUGCUCUUGGGAAAGCCAGAGGACCAGCAAAACGAAGGAACCCUGUAACAAAGGUGACUUGCUGGCUCAGCCGGAUCCUGGAAGCCUCUGGGGUGGCGAGGACACAGCUUUCAUGAAGCAAAGGAGAAUGGGGCUGAACGACUUCAUCCAGAAGAUCGCCACCAACUCCUAUGCCUGCAAGCACCCUGAAGUUCAAUCCAUCUUGAAAAUCUCCCAGCCUCAAGAGCCUGAACUUAUGAACGCUAAUCCUUCUCCUCCACCCAGUCCUUCACAGCAGAUCAAUCUUGGUCCAUCAUCCAACCCACAUGCCAAACCAUCAGACUUCCAUUUCUUAAAAGUGAUUGGAAAAGGCAGCUUUGGGAAGGUUCUCCUCGCACGGCAUAAGGCAGAAGAACAAUUCUACGCUGUCAAAGUCCUGCAGAAGAAAGCAAUCCUGAAGAAGAAGGAGGAGAAGCACAUUAUGUCAGAGCGCAAUGUCCUGCUGAAGAAUGUGAAACACCCCUUCCUGGUCGGGCUUCAUUUUUCCUUCCAAACGGCAGACAAGUUGUAUUUUGUCCUAGACUACAUCAAUGGUGGAGAGUUGUUCUACCAUCUCCAGAGGGAACGUUGCUUCCUGGAACCCAGAGCCCGUUUUUAUGCUGCUGAAAUAGCCAGUGCACUGGGCUACUUGCACUCGCUGAACAUAGUUUAUCGCGACUUGAAGCCAGAGAAUAUCCUGCUUGACUCUCAGGGGCACAUUGUCCUGACCGACUUUGGACUCUGCAAGGAGAACAUAGAGCACAAUGGCACGACCUCCACUUUCUGCGGCACGCCGGAGUAUCUUGCUCCUGAAGUCCUUCACAAGCAGCCCUACGACAGGACCGUUGACUGGUGGUGCCUUGGAGCAGUUUUAUACGAGAUGCUCUAUGGCCUGCCGCCUUUCUACAGCAGAAACACGGCAGAAAUGUAUGAUAACAUCUUGAACAAACCACUGCAGUUGAAGCCAAAUAUUACCAACUCUGCCAGGCAUCUCCUGGAAGGCCUUUUGCAAAAGGACAGGACAAAGAGGCUUGGUGCCAAGGAGGACUUUAUGGAGAUUAAGAAUCACAUCUUCUUCUCCCCAAUUAACUGGGAUGAUCUUAUUAACAAGAAGAUUACACCCCCUUUUAACCCAAAUGUGAGUGGCCCCAGUGACCUGCGACACUUCGAUCCUGAGUUUACGGAUGAGCCAGUGCCCAACUCCAUUGGCCAGUCUCCAGACAGCAUCCUCAUUACUGCCAGCGUCAAAGAAGCUGCUGAGGCGUUUUUGGGCUUCUCCUAUGCCCCACCCAUGGACUCUUUCUUGUGAACACUUUGUGUGUUUUUGCUUUUUUUUUUUUUWAAUAAUAAUAACUAUUAUUUUUCGCUUGGUCAUCUGGUGGAACUGCCAGAUGACCAGUCAUCUUGAAACAGAAUUUGCACAUUUCCACCACGGCAGCUUUGCAGCCUUAAUUUCAACUACACUGUUUGCUGGAAGGGUUUCUGAAGAGGACAUCACUCCCUAAAUGAGCUUCACAGGCUUUUGAUUUCCAUUUGUUCUUCCCCCAAAGUGGUGCUGUCUCCUUGGGCAAGAAAAACAAACAGAAAUGACUGCUGCCAUAGACCACUUUGGCAGACUGUAGGAGUAAGAACAAGCUGUUUUGAAAUCAUGUUCUGAAAAGCCUUGCCUGAAGAUCUAUGCGAAUGUGAUAAGGAUUUAUGAAAUGUGCCUUUUUCUGAUGAGAUCUUGUUAGCUCCAAAGCUUUUCCUGUUGCAGAGUGUGUUUCUCAGUUCAUUUUAUGUGGGUUUACUAUGUGAACAAAUGGUAUGUGUGUGGUCUGCGUACUACAGAUGGACCUAGUUUAAAGCAUCAAUGUGACACUUGCAGGAUACCACAAUGUGGGGCAUUGUUUGUUUCUUCCAUAUUUGGAAGAUAAAUUAAGUGUAAUUUUGAUUUUUUUUUUUUUUGUAAAUCUAUAUAGUCAACUAAAAUUAUUGAAAUGGGCUUACAAUUACUUCUAUCCAAAUGCUUGAAGAAAGCAUUGCUGCUAUGAAAAAAAGAUUUCUAUUUUUAGAAAGGGUUUUUAUGGACCAAAAUGCCCCAGCUGCAGUCAAUCAAAGCUGUUUUUUUUUCUUUCUUUUCUUUUCUUUUUUUUUUUUUUUUAAGUUUAAAAGAUGUCAUCUGUAAAAUGGGCAUUAUUUAUGGUUUUGGGGGGGUUUCAUUCCUGAUUGUAUGUAUUGUAAAAAUAUA
This is a messenger RNA of Nothoprocta perdicaria, 2902 nucleotides long. It is a transcript of the gene SGK1, whose product is annotated as serum/glucocorticoid regulated kinase 1. The record is from RefSeq and is a predicted model, not a curated record. Bases 401 to 1981 code for a protein of 526 amino acids. The transcript has 14 exons. NCBI's taxonomy places the organism in Eukaryota, Metazoa, Chordata, Aves, Tinamiformes, Tinamidae. Gene Ontology annotation, biological process: protein phosphorylation. Gene Ontology annotation, molecular function: protein serine/threonine kinase activity; ATP binding.